Amaranthus tricolor (Joseph's coat) is the source of this 564-nucleotide messenger RNA. RefSeq lists its product as uncharacterized. Lineage: Eukaryota; Viridiplantae; Streptophyta; Magnoliopsida; Caryophyllales; Amaranthaceae. Gene Ontology annotation, molecular function: phenylpyruvate tautomerase activity. The record is from RefSeq and is a predicted model, not a curated record. The transcript has 2 exons. Bases 104 to 442 code for a protein of 112 amino acids.
UAAACAUCUUCAUUUUAUUGUUCAAUUAAAUAGAAGCACCCAAAAGAAACAAAUAAAAAGAGAGAGAAUAAGAAAGAAAUUAAAGAAGAAAAAAAAAAAAAAAAUGCCAUCACUUUACAUCACUACAAACGUGAAUCUGGAAGGAGUGGAUGUACAACCCAUCUUCUCUGAAGCAACUACUGCUGUUGCCUCCAUUAUUGGAAGACCCCAACAUUUGGUGAUGGUGGUGCUAAAAGGGUCAGUGCCCAUACAAUUUACAGGGACCGAGGAACCAGCAGCUUUUGGACAGUUGAUAUCAAUGGGUGGAAUUAAUAAAAUUGUUAAGAAAAAUUUAAUUACAAGUAUUGGUGGAAUCUUACAAACUCAUCUUUCCAUUCCUCCUGCUAGAUUUUUCUGCCAUGUUGUUGAUACUACUGCUGGUCGCACACAAUCUAAGCUUUAAUUUUAACUUCCAUUUUUAAUCUAUUAUGUUUUGACCAUGAUUUUUCUUGUCUAAAUCAUGUACAAGUGCUCAAAAUUGUUACCAUAAUUAUUUUUGAAGGAAAUUAAAACUUAAUUAUGUUA